Prunus persica (peach) is the source of this 2600-nucleotide messenger RNA. Its product is annotated as basic leucine zipper 6. The coding region runs from base 1214 to 2122 and encodes 302 amino acids. Gene Ontology annotation, biological process: regulation of DNA-templated transcription. Lineage: Eukaryota; Viridiplantae; Streptophyta; Magnoliopsida; Rosales; Rosaceae. The transcript has 5 exons. The record is from RefSeq and is a predicted model, not a curated record. Gene Ontology annotation, molecular function: DNA-binding transcription factor activity.
UAAGCCCAAAAAAUCAUGUGAAAGGUGACAUGAGCACCAAGCACAGAACCCCACUAUCCGUACACUCCAACCUGCUGUAAUCCAGCAAGUGAGAGUGGUUGAGUGGACUGUGGAGAGUCUGGAGACUGAUACUGACAUUCUGAUAUAAAAUAAAAUUUCUCUAUUUAUUUCCAAAAUUUCAGAAGCGCACGCUAACUUUUCUUAACCCACUUUCAACCUCUCUUUGCUACAGAAGAAGUAAAGAGCUAAAUCUUAAGGUUUGGAUGAUGUUGCAAGCAUGAAGAAGGAAAACCAAAAUGAUCUUAAUUAUGUUUUGGGUGUUGAAGAUUUUAGAAAACAAAGAUCCUUUAAAUUGUACUGGAGGUUUUGCAGAACUUCCUUUAAACCAAAAUGCUCAUAUAGGUUUUUUUUUUUUUUUUUCAUCUUUUAAGAUUAGCAAGAUUUCUGGGGACGUAGGAGUACGCACCAUGUAAUGCUGAAAAAAAUAAUAAUAAUAAAGUUCAGCAAUUCUUUUCAAAAAUGUUGUUUCUAAGGUUUUAAGUAAUCAGUCCGGCUCUGUGCAGAACAUCUUAUCUCUCUUAAAGACAGAAUGUGUUGAGAAAACUUCACUUCUACUCAAUUUUCUUCAAUUUUGAUCCCAUUUAUUGACAUGGUUGAUUGUUUUAGGGUGUAGAAUCAUCAUUUUGAGUUUGGACUUAAGGUAUCUAGAGUCAUAUUGGUUAAUCGCUUCGAUUUUAUGUUUUAAGUAUCAAAUUUUGGACUCUGCCCAUAAGUUGACCCAAAAUUUGAUACUUAGACCUAAAAUCAAAGCUCUAAAAGAUCAUUUUAUACCUAAUUAAUCAAACUUGUCAAUAAAUGGGAUCAAAGUUGAAGAAAGUUGAGUAGAAGUUUAGUUAUGCGUUUUGUCUUUCUUAAAGGCAGGACGUCCUGCACAGAGAAUUUCUGAUAAUGAAAUAGCCUUUCGUUCCCCCUUAUGGAGGUAUUAAACUUUUUGCUGAUUUUCACUUUCAAGGUUUUCUGUUCUUAUUCUUAUUGUACAAGUGACUCUUCCGGUAAGGUAGGUCAUGCUGGCAGAACAUGGCAGUAAGCUUAAACCGUGGGAAAUGUGUUUGAUCUUUUUUGUCAUACAAGAGGGAGGACGAAGCUUAGUUAUUCUAAUACAGUGAAAAGGUUGAAAGAAGAAAAUAAAACCCACCCUGUGAUAUGUUUCACCAUGUCAACAAGGCAAUCUCACCUCCCUCCUCGCUGCCCAAUUCAAAAGAAACCGAAUUCUGGCCCAAUUCAGGACCCCAUCUCCCUGCUUCCGCACAUCAAUGAAUCAUACCCACGACACCAAAGGUCUUCCUCCCAAUCCCUCAUGGAGGAGCAGCCAGCAUGGCUUGAUAACUUGUCUAAUGACUCAGAAUCCAGUAAUAAAGGGAUUGUUCACCGUCGAUCUGUGAGUGACUCAGUUACCCUUCUACACGGCCUUGCAGACUCAUUUUCAAGUCUGAGUCCCAAAAAUGAUGAAUUUUCAGUUGAUAAUGGAUCUUGUAGUGGAUGGAAUUCUGUUAGUUUGUAUGGUCCCAAUUCCCCUCGGCAAAGAGGCAGCUUAUCAAUUUCAGAGAAUGCCUUAGUUUCAGCAUUAUCAGAGUAUGCUUCUCAUGAGCCUAUACAGAACAUGGAUGGGAUACUAUGCAUUGGUCACUCUGAUUCAAAAGGAGAUGAUUGCCAUUCAAUUGGUGAGCUCAAUGCAGAGAUGAGGGCUGUAAAACGGCAUCCUGGGCAGCGCUCAAGGAUUCGAAAGUUACAGUAUAUUGCUGAACUAGAAAGAACUGUUGGUGUUUUGCAGACUUUGGAGUCAGAGUUAGCUGUUAAAGUUGCCUCUCUGCUUCAGCAGCAUGUUGCCUUGUCUAUGGAAAAUAACAAAUUAAAGCAGCAGCUGGCAAGACUGCGACAGGGAAAAUUUAUCAUGGACAGUCAGUAUCAGUCUCUGAAGAAGGAAAUCAAGAGAUUGAAGAUUGGUUUAACAAAUCCCCGAAACAAGAAGGUUGAAGCAUACUUUGGUUCAAGUUCUACCACUGAGGCAGCUAGAGUUGAGGCUAUGCAGAAUCUAGAUAUGGGAAAACUUACUCUUUCUUGAAACCAAAGAUGCCGUUACUCUUUCCUGGAACCGGAAAAAAAAAAACAGUACUUUUAUGGUUUUCAGUGUUGUGCCAUGAAAGAGGUGGCUCUUUUCUUCAAAUGCACUUUACUAGGAAGUUCCAGCAAGAGCAUCACCGUGUUGCUGGUUGGCAGAGUCCCCAUUCUGAUUGCCCCCACGUAAAUUUGCAGUUGGACUUGGUCCUCUUUGAACUAAUACUUAAUAUAUGAAGGGAACAGACAUCAUCAUUUACCUUAUUUUUGUGUCCGUACAAAUGCUGUGGCGGAUGCUUUUGAACACUCAAGGAAAUUCUCUUAUUAAGGGACACUUUGCCUUUAGAUCGAUAGUAUGCUGGCAAAUUGCCUUCAUGUGAAAGGUCGGGGUAUCAAAAGCUGUGCUCCUUUGACUUGUUUGAUACGUUGCUAUCUUGGUGACAAACUGAAGGUGAAUGACAAGCCCUUGUUCUGUUCCUCUAGCA